AAAUGUUAACUAGAGGAAAGGCUGAAUGAGUGACUGACUGCCUGCCCUCACAACUGAGCACACCAUCCAAGCAGCACCAGCUGUUGAAAACUGGUUGCCACUGAGCUAUGUUGUGGACUAGUUUGCCUAGGCAGCUUGUAGGCAAGGUGCUUCCAGUCCUGGGCACAGUGCUGUUCCAGAAGAGAGAAAAAAGAGGAUUUCAGCUAAGACACUGGCAGCUUCUGUUUUUGCAGCGUGAGAUCUAUCCGCAUCACGACCUUCAGGUGAAAGUGGUGAGAGCCAGAAAUGUCAAGGGCGCGGACCUGUUGUCUGAGGCAGACUGCUUUGUGGAAGUACGACUCCCUACGUCCUCGCCAUUCACUUCUCGGACAAAGGUGGUUCCCAAUUGCAGCCAUCCAGAGUGGAAUAAAACCUUCCACUUCCAGAUCCAUGAUGCUGUGAAGAAUGUACUGGAGCUCACCCUCCUUGAUGAAGAUGUUCUUCAAAAUGACCUACUGGCCUCUGUUAUGUUUGAUCUUGGGGGCUUGGAGCCUGGCCAUUCCCACAGUCACACCUUUCUGUUCAACCCAAAGGACAAAGAGGAACUGCAGGUAGAAUUUCUCCUGGAAAACGGAAAUGUGCCUGCCUCUGAAGUCAUCACUAAUGGGGUCCUGGUGGCCCAUCCCUGUCUGAGAAUCCAAGGCACUGUAGAAGAAAAGACUAUUGCCCUGUGGCAGGAAGAUGGAGACAGGGUGAUACAAGUGUCAGUGCCUGGGGCCUAUGAGAAGAUGCAGUCCUUUCCCAAAUAUCCACCUGAAGAGGAGGACUUUUCAAACACCUUCAUCUUUCAUGUGAACCCUAUCCUGCAAUCCCAGCUGAACAUAGUUUUGCAGCAGAGUCCUGAAAUGGAGACCCAAACGAGGAUACUGGGUAGAGAGGAGAUACCCCUUUCCUCAUUGCCCCUGGACCAGGAGGUGCAGCAUGUGGUGGUUCUGGGAGAGGGGUUUGAGCUGACUCUGAGCCUCAAGGCAGAAAUAAGCUCCAGGGACCUUGAUCUUCGCCUUGGUUUCGACCUGUGCGAAGGGGAGCAGAUGUUUCUGGACAAGAGGAAACCAGUGGUGUCAAAGGCUCUGCAGAAGGUGCUGGAAUUGGACAAAGCCCCCCGAAAUGAUCAGGUACCAGUGGUGGCUGUGCUGGGCUCUGGGGGUGGGACCAGAGCCAUGACAUCCCUGUAUGGCAGUCUGACUGGGCUACAGGACCUGGGUUUCCUGGAUACUGUGACCUACCUGAGUGGGAUCUCGGGUUCUACCUGGUGCAUUUCCACCAUCUACAAAGACCCUGCUUGGUCCCAGACAUCACUACAGGGCCCAACGAGGCGAGCAGGAAACUUCGUGUGUUGCAGCAAAAUAGGAGCCUUCUUGUCUGAUCAGUUGUCCUAUUACAGCCAGCAGCUGAUGGCCCGAGAGAAGAGUGGCCUCAGCGUGUCUCUCAUUGACCUUUGGGGUCUCCUUAUUGAGUAUUUCCUGCAUCAGGGGCAAAACCCAGUCAAGUUGUCUGACCAGCGGGCAGCAGUUGUUCAGGGUCAGAAUCCCUACCCCAUCUAUGCAGGCAUCAACGUCCACAGGAAUGUGUCCAGCCAGGAUUUCGCAGAGUGGUGUGAGUUCACUCCCUAUGAGAUUGGCCUUCCCAAAUAUGGGGCCUUUGUCCCCACAGAGUUAUUUGGCUCCGAAUUCUUCAUGGGGCGGCUGCUUAGAUUUCGGCCAGAGCCCUGGAUCUGCUACCUACAGGGUGUGUGGGGUAGCGCCUUUGCUAUCAACCUGGAUGAGAUCUUCCAGAAGACAAUCGGCUCUGGGAUCAACUUAUUGGACUCUCACAGGAGUAGCAUUAUUGAAAAAGAUGACUGUGAGACCCUACAGCUGCUUAAUCCAGCCCAGUUAAAGACGCAGUUCUAUGUCCCACAAGGCAUUUUCACCCAGACCAUUAUGGAUCUCCUCACCACCCGCUUCACUUCUGGGGAAAACUUCAAUUUUAUCCGAGGACUUUGCCUGCACGAACACUACAGUGAGAGCAAGGAAUUUUUAGCUCGGAAAGCCAACCACCCAGAUACUCUUCCCAAUAAGCUAACACCCAUGAGGGAGUACCUUUACCUGGUAGAUGGAGGCUUUGCCAUCAACUCUCCAUUCCCCCUGGUGCUGCUGCCUCAGAGAGAUGUGGAUGUCAUCUUGUCCUUUGACUACUCCUUGGAAGCUCCAUUCCAGGUCCUGAAGCUAACCGAGAAGUUCUGCCAAGAUCGAGCCAUUCCCUUUCCUCGGGUAGAGCUGAAACGUGAGGACCUGUCAGAGCCCCAGGAGUGUUAUGUGUUUGACGAUGCAGAGGACCCCCGUGUGCCCAUUGUUUUACACUUCCCCCUUGUGAAUCGCACCUUCCAAAAAUACAAGGCACCAGGCGUGGAGCGAGAGACACCAGAGGAGAAGGACUUUGCCAACUUUGACAUAAAGGACCAGAACUCUCCCUAUGGAAUGAUGAACUUCACCUACGAACCAAAUGACUUUGAACGACUAGUGGCACUGAACAGAUACAACAUCCUCAACAAUGCCGAGGUUGUGCGAUCUGCUCUACGCAAGGCCCUGCAGCGGAGGCAGGCUGGGAGAUGAGGGUCCUUUGGGGCUCUGGGCAGCUACUGGGGACCAGCCACAGCAGCUCCGCAGCCCAAGAUGCUUUCAGCUGCUUUAGCCUGGGAGCCUGGUUGGAGUAGAAUCCUCUUCUUGAAUACCUCUCCCUCCAUGAGGCCUGGACUCCUAUUUUAUCUCUCCAGGGACUGGUGGAGACUUUCAAACUGCUUUGGAAAUAGAAGAUGGUUGUGUACAUAUGACGUGAAAAGAAGGUUGUGUGUAUGUGCGUGUACAUGCUUGCAUCAUGUGCAUGUCCAGAGUUGUCAGGCUGAGGGAGAAGGGUUCGGAAAGUUCUUUUUUUUUUUUUUUUUUCCUGCUAAGUGGGCCCCCAUGCAAAUUUUACACAAAAGAUCCCCGGACAGUCAAAGCCUACACUGUGAAGAAGUAAGAACCCUAAAGUCUCCUUGUGGACCUAGCCCAGCAAAACUUGAGAUAGGUUGUAGUGGAAGGCACAUAGGUUGUGGAGUCAGAAGGCCUGGGUUCAAAUCCUACGUGUGAUGCUUACUACCUGAAUGACCUUAGAUAAUUCACUUGGCUUGCCUGUACCUUGAUUUCCUCAUUGCAAUAAUGAGGGAGGUUACCUUUGAAGACUCUUCCAGCUUUAGAUCUGUGAUGUUAGGUAAGAACAAGAGCUCAGGGAGCAACUAGGUGGUGCAGUGGAGAGCACUGACCCUGGAGUCAGGAGGACCUGAGUUCAAAUCCGGCCUCAGACA
Vombatus ursinus (common wombat) is the source of this 3364-nucleotide messenger RNA. It is a transcript of the gene PLA2G4F, whose product is annotated as phospholipase A2 group IVF. The transcript has 21 exons. Lineage: Eukaryota; Metazoa; Chordata; Mammalia; Diprotodontia; Vombatidae. The coding region runs from base 108 to 2633 and encodes 841 amino acids. Gene Ontology annotation, biological process: glycerophospholipid catabolic process. Gene Ontology annotation, cellular component: cytosol. The record is from RefSeq and is a predicted model, not a curated record. Gene Ontology annotation, molecular function: calcium ion binding; calcium-dependent phospholipid binding.